Letharia columbiana is the source of this 480-nucleotide messenger RNA. RefSeq lists its product as uncharacterized. Bases 1 to 480 code for a protein of 159 amino acids. The transcript has a single exon. The record is from RefSeq and is a predicted model, not a curated record. NCBI's taxonomy places the organism in Eukaryota, Fungi, Ascomycota, Lecanoromycetes, Lecanorales, Parmeliaceae.
AUGAUGACUUCAUUUCCAAACAACUCUUCAAGCUUGCCGCCCGCCACCACCCUCCACUCACAAACACCCCGCCAAAUUUUCGUCUCUCCCUUCCUCGGCUGGUAUCACGCCUUCACCGAACCAGGCCUCAUCCUCGUCGUCCCUCUCGCUGCCCUCAGCUGCAUCGCCUGCAUCGCCCUGUCCCGCCUCUUCACCAAUAUCCUGGACAACAUCUUGACCAUAUGGGCCAACAGUCCGCCGUCCAACCAGGUCGUGCUGGAAGCGGGCAAUUUGAGGAUCGAAUUUGGCUGUACGAGGGAGCCGGUUCCGUUGGAUUUCAUCGCGGAGUUCGUGGCGAGUCAUAGAGAUGCGGUGGAGAGAAGUUUCGCGCCUGUUUUUACGCGGGAGUGGUGGUGGGAGUCGGGGAAUAGGACGAGGCUUUGUUAUGCGGGGUUGAGGAUUGUGGAGGGUGGGAGGGAGGCGAUUCCGCCGUCUGGUUAG